CUCAAGGGAGAACUAGUCCACAGAAAACCUACUAGACUUUCAACGAGGCUGUUGGUAAGUUUGAAAAUAUUGCCACUAGAUAAUUCAAUUCAACAAUGCUUACACAUGUCGAGCAAAUUAAUUUUUGGAAAAAGAGAUGGCCAAACUUGGAGGUUCACUACUGGUUCCUUGUGUUCAAGAGUUAGCCAAGAAGCCUAUGGAAACUGUCCCUCCCCGAUACAUACGUCCAGAACAAGAAUUGCCCAUCAUUUCUGAUGCUGGUGUGAUCUCAGAGAUCCCAGUUAUUAACAUGCAGAAGUUGUUUACUGAAGAAUUAGAGGGUUCUGAACUAGUCAAGCUCCACUUUGCUUGCAAAGAAUGGGGUUUCUUCCAGUUGGUAGAUCAUGGAGUAAGCUCAGCAUUUCUAGAGAUAGUAAAGAAACAGAUUCAGGAAUUUUUCAAUCUCAAAAUGGAAGAGAAGAAAAAAUAUUGGCAGUAUCCAGGAGAAGUAGAAGGAUUUGGACAAGCCUUUGUUGUAUCUGAGGAACAAAAGCUUGAUUGGGGUGAUAUGUUCUACAUGACAACCCAACCAGUCCAUCUAAGGAAACCCCACUUAUUUCCUAACCUCCCUCUCCCUCUCAAAGAAACCUUGGAAGUUUACUCACUAGAACUGAGAACUCUUGCCAUAUCUCUGUUAUUGAAAGUGGCAAAAGUUUUAAACAUCAAAGCUGAUGAAAUGAGAGACUUCUUUGAAAACGGAAAGCAAUCAAUGAGGAUGAACUAUUACCCUCCAUGUCCACAGCCAGAGAAGGUUAUGGGCCUCACUCCUCACUCUGAUGCCACAGGCUUGACAAUUCUUCUACAGAUCAAUGAAGUUGAAGGUCUCCAGAUAAAGAAAAAUGGCAAGUGGGUUCCUGUUUCACCCCUCCCAAAUGCCUUUAUUGUCAACAUUGGAGACAUGUUGGAGAUGAUAACCAAUGGAGCAUACAGAAGCAUUGAGCAUCGUGCAACGGUAAACUCUGUGCAAGAGAGACUGUCCAUUGCAACGUUUUACAGCCCGAGAUAUGAUGGUGAAGUAGGCCCUGCAUUCAGUUUGAUCACUGAACAAACACCUGCAUCGUUUAGAAGAGUGACAAUUGAAGAGUACUUCAAAGGCCUAUUUGCUCGUGAGCUUCACGAAAAAUCUUACCUGGAUUCCAUGAGAAUAAAGCAUGGUCGUCAGGGAUAGGAUUAAUUGAUUUGGGGGUGUGAAAGUGCAAGAUUUUGUAUGAAGCUUUGAUGGAAGAAUGCACAGAAAAUUAUUCCACUGAGAAAAUGAAAAAUAAAAAUUUUAUUUCAACAGUCAUAAGAUCAGUAGUAUCAUGAACAAAGUCUUAUAUGGACUUGGUUUUCAGAGAAAUAUGUUCUAAUUAGCACAAGGAUUAGGCAAAAGCCAGAUGAAUACAAUCUUGGUUAAGACCAAAUUCUUUCGCAAUUUUAUAUAAAAUGGUUAAGGCAAAAGAUCUACUAAAAAUUGUCGUUCACUAUCUUUUGUAGGGCUCUGAGAGCUACAUUCAUACGCAUUGUCCUACUCACUUUCUAUGGUGGGACUCGAAUUUGUCUCUUACCCACUUUCUAUGG
Messenger RNA from Pistacia vera, 1599 nucleotides. RefSeq names its product protein SRG1-like. The transcript is spliced from 4 exons. The coding region runs from base 137 to 1207 and encodes 356 amino acids. NCBI's taxonomy places the organism in Eukaryota, Viridiplantae, Streptophyta, Magnoliopsida, Sapindales, Anacardiaceae. The record is from RefSeq and is a predicted model, not a curated record.